Molecule: messenger RNA, 1270 nt
Organism: Lathyrus oleraceus (garden pea)
Lineage: Eukaryota; Viridiplantae; Streptophyta; Magnoliopsida; Fabales; Fabaceae
Product: protein MIZU-KUSSEI 1
Exons: 1
Coding region: 33-908 (291 amino acids)
Biological process (GO): hydrotropism
Source: RefSeq, a predicted model, not a curated record
UUAUCUCUAUAUUAAUAUAUAUAUAGCUACACAUGCACACAAUUCAUAUCACCAUGCACGUGCUCCCUCACUCUUCACCUUCUUCACUUCCCAUAAACCACACUCCAUUUUCUUUACCACCUUCAAGAACCACUUUCAACAUUUCCACCACCACAACAACAACCAUGACCAUCGACACCCUCCGUCGAUUCUUUCUCCCAUGUUUCACCCCAUCCACCCCUUCCACCACCACCAAACCAACCACCACAACCUCCACCAAGAAAAACCGCACCAGCACAAGCAACUCCCUCCCGGACAACCACCACCGCAACCAUCACACAAUCUCUCCUACCUCCUCCACCUCCUCCUCCGCCGCAACAACAAUCUCCACAACCGCCCCACCCCGCUCCUCCAAAUCAAUGGUAAUCGGAACCAUCUUCGGCAACCGCCGCGGCCACGUUUGGUUCUGCAUUCAACACGACCGUCUAACCCUAAAACCAUCUCUCCUCCUCGAACUCCCUUUCUCCACCAACAAUCUCGUCCGUGAAAUGCGCAACGGCCUCGUCCGUAUCGCUCUCGAAUGCUGCACUUCCACCGACAACCCCGCCUUCUCCAACUGCCCCCUCCGCUCCGUCCCUCUCUGGACCGCCUACUGUAACGGCCGUAAAACCGGUUUCUCCGCACGCCGCCGCGCCGGAGAUUGGGUCCGUAACAUUCUUUCAACCAUGCAGUGUGUCACCGUCGGUGCCGGUGUUAUACCUUCCGGAUUCGGGUCGGGUUCCGAGGAGCUUAUGUAUAUGCGUGCCAAUUUCGAACACGUUGUGGGAAACGUUGAUUCUGAGUCGUUUCAUCUUGUUAACCCGGACGAGUGUACCGGUCAAGAACUCAGUGUAUUCUUGCUCCGAUCCAGACUCGGGGUGAAUCGUUGAACUCAAUGAUGAUAAAUCUUGCAAAGAUUUCACUUUUUUUAUUUUUUAUUUUUUCAAUUAUGUAAUUUUUGAUAUAUUUUCUGGUACAGAUAGAUAACAGUAAAGUUUUACAGGAAAAGAUAAUCUUUUUUUUAUUCUUGAUUUUUAAUGUGUUGGGAUUUUCAAUUUUUUUGAGAAUUGUAGUGUUGUUGCCACGUGGGUUUCUUGUAAAGUUGAUGGGUUUUUCUAAAACUAAUCUCAUCACUAAUAUUAUUAUAUUCUUCUUCACUUUUGUAUAAUAUUGUAAUGUAACAUGGAUUAAAGAGACUAUAGUACGGUCUAUGAAUCUUAAUUUCUAGUGUGUCAAUCUUUUUGAGGACAAU